GGACAUUCGAUUCAAAAGUGAUGUUGCUGCAUUCUGAUGUACCCAGACUGUCGCCUUUUUGCCACGCGUUCGCUUUUAGCGCUUUCAGGUUUGCCCCGAAAGCUGAGAAAAGAAUUGUCGGUACAAUAGUACGUAUUUCGGCUGCAGCACUUGAGACGGGCUUACCGCGUAAAUGAAUCAACGACCUUGCCUUGAUUUUCUGGUUCAAGACUCCCGGUGUAGCCAAUGAAAACGGCCGGCCCGGUUCAGACGGGGGUGGAGGCGACGUUGCGGUGUCUAGAGCCCUUCGCCGUUCCGACCGACUGGCAUUACCAGGCGCAUUACUCCCGACUUUGUCCGCGCCAAGUUCGACAAAGUGAGUCGUUUACAGGCCCCUUACCCUGGGCUAGCCCUGUUCGAGUCGAAUUGCGGUUCCCACUACGCAUAUUCCACGGAGUUCAACUCCAGUAUCCCGGCCCCCAGCAUUGGAUCGGCACUCCAGAACUAUGAAGAAAAAAUGAAAAAAAAAAUAAAAAAUCGUGCGGAUUCAAGGAGGGUUACUUGCAGCUUCUUGGCUGACGGUGGGUUGAUGAUCCAGAAAAAAAAAGGAAAAAACUUCACAAACCACACCGAUGGAGCCCAUUUUAGCGAGAGCCCCAUGUUUUUCUGCUAUGAUCGCUCUCUAUUGGCUCCUGUGACAGCCCACGAAGCAUACCGGUAAGAGCUAUCAUCGUCAGUAGUAUUAUAUAUAUGACAGAAAGCAAACUCUAUCUUUUUAUACUCUCAUCACGCGAUCCUGAUCGGCAUCCCGCAGAUUUUCCUCAUCUUACUUAGUCUGGUCAGAUCGCUGCGUAACAUCCGCCAAUCAAUAUACGGUUGAACGUGGUACAUACUUGUCUCGACCCGUUAAUCAUACUACGCCAGCAUGUCAACUCCGGAGGCUAAGGAGAUGGGCCACGUUGACCCCGGUGCCAACUGCCUCUCAGGAGGGCAUGGUGAAGGACUCGUCAUGGACCCUUCGCGGCGUGCUGUGGUAGAAAAGUCCAUGAAGCGAAAGCUGGAUCUCCGGUGUUCGUUGUUUGUAUUGAUCUACAUCAUGAACUACCUCGAUCGCAACAACAUUGCGGCAGCCCGUCUCGGAACGCUUGAGAAGGAUCUCAACCUCGAGUACAACCAAUAUGCAACAUGUCUUUCUAUUCUCUACGUGGGAUAUAUUCUUAUGCAGGUUCCUUCAAAUAUCUUCAUCAACCGUAUCGAAAGGCCGUCCUUGUACAUUGCCUGUGCAAUGCUUCUUUGGGGGCUUAUAUCCACUCUCUCGGGUAACGCCCAGACCUUUGCACACAUGGUGGUCAUUCGAUUCUUUCUCGGCUUUGUUGAAGCUGCAUUCCUGCCCGGCGCGCUUCUGCUGCUCAGCAAAUGGUACACCCGCAAGGAACUGGCCCUGAGGAACGCCAUUCUCUUCUGUGGAAACCUCAUCAGCAACGCGUUUUCGGCCCUCGUUGGUGCCGGUGUCUUGUCCAACAUGCAUGGCGUUCUCGGGCACUCUGCUUGGAGAUGGCUAUUCUGGAUCGAGGGUGCCAUUACUAUGCUGAUAGCAAUCAGUGCCAUGUUCAUCCUGCCUGAUCUCCCGCACAACUCGAAGGGUUUCACUGAGGAGGAACGUCAUGUUGCUCAGUUGCGUAUGACGGAGGAUGUAGGAGAAGCCGACGUGGAUUCGGCCGAGCAGGGCAUGUUCGAUGGCCUGAUCAUGACGCUCAAGGACUUCAAGGUCUACUUGAUGUGCAUCAUCUUCACUUGCUACGUUAUUGGCCUGUCCUUCAACGCAUUCUUCCCCAGUCUGACUGGCACCCUCGGGUUCGAUUACGUUCCCACUUUGCUCAUGAGCUCACCCCCAUGGGCUUUCUCCUGCAUCGUGUCCCUCAUCAAUGCAUGGCACUCUGACAAGACUCAGGAAAAGUUCUGGCACAUCGUCGGCCCUGUCUUUGUGGGCAUCAUUGGUUUCGUCAUAUCGAUGGCAACUGACAACACGGCUGGCCGCUACGUGGCCCUAUUCCUCCAGGCAUCAUCCUAUGCCGGCUUUAUAGUCUUUUACUCGUGGAUCAGCUCCUCUUUCCCCCGUCCACCCGCCAAGCGUGCCGUCGCUUUAGCCCUGGUCAACGCCUUCUCGCAGCUGGGCAACGUGGCCGGCUCGUACGUGUGGAACCUUAAGGCCAACGGGUACCGCCUCAGCUACGCCAUCGUGCUUGUCAUGUUCGUCAUCACCGCCGUCGGCUGCUGGGUCUUUCGCCUGAUCCUUCAGAACCUCAACAAGAAGCUCGACGAGGGUGAAGCGGCCUGGGAAACGCAGGCAGACGUUGCACAGCAGACGGCUGCCGUGGAGAAGCUCGGCGAUUCGGAUGAUCAGCGCUUGGAGAGGAUGCGUAGGCAGUUCCGUUAUAUGGUCUGAUUUUUAUUUUCUUUUUUUCUGUUCUGGUACAGGCAGUUGUAUAUGGGCUGGCUUACAGUCUAGUAAAAAGUGACCAAUUAUACGGAUAAAGUCUGUCGGAUAAGAAACUAUCAACCCUGUGAUGAGUGAUGACAGUACUAGCUCCUGUGUGGGGCCGUUGAGACUCUAAAAUCACAUAAGCUUUGCCUAGACUUGCUUGGUUGGCUUUUGUU
Molecule: messenger RNA, 2637 nt
Organism: Pyricularia oryzae 70-15
Lineage: Eukaryota; Fungi; Ascomycota; Sordariomycetes; Magnaporthales; Pyriculariaceae
Product: tartrate transporter
Exons: 8
Coding region: 905-2425 (506 amino acids)
Biological process (GO): transmembrane transport
Cellular component (GO): membrane
Molecular function (GO): transmembrane transporter activity
Source: RefSeq, a predicted model, not a curated record